UUGCUUUGUGCACCAGUGCGCUUUGUCAAAGGGAACGUGCAGGGACGCACAGCGAGAGAGAGAGAGAGAGAGAGAGAGAGAGAGAGACCGCGCGCGAGCUAAUCUGCUCUGUGCGCCUCAUUACUAAUUUGCCGUUCAGUUCUCGUGCGCUCCUGUGUACCUGCUCUGGAAAUCUGUGACUUCUCCAUGCGCCACAAUCUCACCUGGACUUCUUUAGAAAUGGAUCUUCCUUCUAACGCUUUUAGUGAUUUUAACGACUCGGUCUCCAUAACUCCUCUCAAUGUUACGUUCACCGAGGAUCCGCUGCGCGUGUCCUCGAACAGCAACGACACCGACAAGUCUGCAGCCAGGGACACUACAAGUCUCAUCAUCGCCGUUUGUAUCACGGCUCUCUACUCUCUCAUCUGUGUGGUGGGACUGCUUGGAAACGUACUUGUAAUGUACGGGGUGGUCAGGUACACCAAGAUGAAGACCGCCACCAACAUCUACAUCUUCAACCUGGCUCUCGCUGACGCUCUCGCCACCAGCACCCUCCCCUUCCAGAGUGCCAAGUACCUGAUGAGCACAUGGCCCUUUGGGGAGGUACUGUGUAAAGUGGUCAUCGCCAUCGACUACUACAACAUGUUCACCAGCAUCUUCACGCUCACCAUGAUGAGCGUGGACCGCUACAUCGCCGUUUGUCAUCCGGUGAGAGCCCUGGACUUCCGCACUCCUGCCAAAGCCAAGCUCAUCAACGUCUGCAUCUGGAUCCUCUCCUCCGCCAUCGGAGUCCCCGUGAUGAUCAUGGCUGUUACCAAGGUGACGGAUACAGGAAACACUUCUUGUGAACUCAGAUUCCCCAAACCUGAGUGGUACUGGGACACAGUGAUGAAAAUCUGCGUGUUCAUUUUUGCCUUUGUGGUUCCCGUCCUGGUCAUCACCAUCUGCUAUGGUCUGAUGAUCCUGCGCCUCAAGAGUGUCCGUCUGCUCUCCGGCUCCAAAGAGAAGGACAGGAACAUGCGACGGAUCACCCGCAUGGUCCUAGUGGUCGUGGCGGCCUUCAUCGUCUGCUGGACUCCCAUCCACAUCUUCAUCAUUGUCAAGACCAUGGUGAAUAUUGACCGCAAGAACCUCCUGGUGGUGGCCAGCUGGCAUCUGUGCAUCGCAUUGGGAUACACCAACAGCAGUCUCAACCCCGUGCUGUACGCCUUCUUGGAUGAGAACUUCAAAAGGUGCUUCAGGGAUUUCUGCCUGCCCUAUCGCUCUGGCCUGGAGCAGAGCAGCUUCUCCAGAGCGCGUAACAGCACAAAGGAGCCUGUGUCUGUUUGUGCUCCUGCGACGACACAGAGACCACCGGCCUGACUAGGCAUGGAUCAGUGGGGGGGGGAGCAAGUUCAGGAUGACCUCCAGACUGAGGACACACAGUUCUCCACCACAGGAGUCUGAGUCAGCAGAUGUAGGCUUUUGACCAGCUAUUAUUGUAAAUUAUCGGUUGUGUUUUUGGUCUCAUAUAAUGAAGCUUGUGAGACACAAUUCUCUACGGAUUGUCGUUCACAAUGAGCACAAACAUGCUUGUGUGUGUGCCUCUGCAUAAGGAUACGACUGCACACCUGUGGAGUGUGUAUGAAGCACAUGCAUAAUGCAACCCUAUGAACAAACACACUUACAGUGCAGUCAGAAAGUAUUGGUAUAGUGGUGUGUUUUUCAUUGUUUUGUCUGCACAAUAAUAAAUAGGUGGUUAAAGUGCAGACUCUAAGCUUUAAGGCUGUUUGUAGGUCUUCACAAAAUGAUUGUAUUGUCAGGCAGGACAUAGAUGGUAAACACACAGAGAAGGCCACCAAGAGGAAUCUUUUCAUGGCCAAACUGUGGCAAAUGUAUAAUUGGCCGAGUCAGUCAUGUGACCCCAAUCCAAGAGCUCAUGUGUUUCACUUGAUGAAGACCAGACUGACUCCAAAAAUUCCCUGUAGCAGCAAGAAGGAUCAACAGGGAAGAUACAGCUAUCUGCUGUAGUGUGUGGGUCUCAGACUUUAUCGUCAGCUCAAUAUCACAGAUGAUGACUUUGUGAAGAGUUUUGUUAGCUUGUAAAAUUAUUGUCUAGUCCCUAAAAUUGUGGUACCAUAUAAAGGACGACAAUAAGUUGAUGUAACACCUUCAAAUUAAACCUCUAACUGCUUUUCUGAUCACUUGUGGGCAGAGGAAAUAACCGUAAACAUUGACAUAUAAUCACCUUUAAUUUGUAUGACAGACAGUUCCUAUUUACACAUUUAGCCGUUACAGAGCAACACUGUCAUACAUUUUAAGUCUGUUUCUGGCUACUCGAAAUAGGAUAGUUGUAUCCACUCUUCUUUUAUCUGCGUUGGUCUAUGCUACACUAUGUUCACUUGCUAGUCGCUAACGGUGUCUUUCUGCUGUUUGGUGUUGUGUACAGUCACGUUUUGGUGAGAGUGAAAGUUAUGGGCCCGAACACCAAAACAAUAAACUGAAAGACGCGAAGAGAACUAAUUACAGACGAAAGCCACACGCACAAUCAAGAACAAUCUUAAAGGAGGUUAAUGAAUGCUUAUUACCAUAGAGUCAUGUUUCAGUGUCAUUUUUUCCAAGUAUCCCUCCGAUACUUCAUGACAGAUCUUUGUGAUAGACGCCUUUAAUGACAUGAAAAUGCGGCCUACAUGAUUAAGCAGAGAUGACUGAGGCUUCCAGCGUUUAUUCACCAUGAACAUCAGUGUUCAGCUGACUCAUUGUACUCCUCUAGCUGUUAGGCUGCUCUGUUUUCUGUUUCAACUGAGGCACUGAAGGGGAAUGUCGCACUGCUGUUUCAACUCAUAGUUGUGACUGAAUGACCUCAAACUGGCAUUGAGGCCAGUCUGAAUCGUAUCAAACGCAUUAGCGAGGAACAAGAAGCCUCCUAUACAUAUUACAGCUAAUGGACAAGUUUCCACUGAUGAUCUUUGGACACACGCAGGAUGAGAUCAGAGCCGAUGCCUCUCAUCCUGCCACUGCAGCAAUGCAUAUUUGUUUAAAGAUGCAUCUAUUUAUUAAGGAUAAAGAUAAUAUUGUUCUGUAACAGCAUAUUAAGUGGUAAUGUGAUUUGUUUUGUUUCAAUGUGCUGUCAAGCUGUUGUAUCAUUAAGCUACACUUAAUUAAUUACUAAAAUCAAAUGUUAUAGAGCCAUGUAUUUACACUAAGUGCUAUAAAUGUCAGGUGAAAGCGUGGAAGCUUCAUGUCGCCUGUCACCAUUGCUGUCGGUAUAUAGUUUGUAAAUGUUUUCUGCAGUAUGGUUGACAAUAUGAUCAGCUGAUUUUAAAAUAUGUACCGUAAAGCCUUAUUCAGCAUUAUGUUCUUUUUGCAAAAAGUGAAUUGUCUUGUUGAGGAAAAUGCUUGAUCUAUAAAUGUUUUCACAUUUUGUGUUCCAGCAGAUACAGUAUAUAAAGUACCGUAUAUUGUAUAAGUGUAAUAACUGUUUCAGUCUUUUGAUAACAUUUAUACAAUCGUCUUAUGGAAUAGCUUAAGUUGUAUCUUGUAGGUGCUUUUUAAAGAUAUCGUUGUAAAUAACUUUCAGUUUAAAUCCACUAUUUGGUUUUCUGUGCUUGUUACUACAGAUGUUAACAGUUGAACUCUUUGUAAAUGCAAGUGAAGCCUCUUGGGAGCGAUGAUGAUGAUGGGGCACAGGCACCUUUGACCUGGAAGCCCUUGUUGGUCAGAGGCAACAAGUCCCAGGUCCAAAUAAGACACAUCUUACGAAAGCACAUUAUGGAAUAAGGCCGGGAUGAUAUUGGAGUUUCUGGCGACCAGAUACAUUGGAGAAUAUACAUAAAUACACAUACAUGGAGAGUUAGCUAAUUUCACAAUGGAUCAAUAAAAAAUACAGCUAGUAAUAUUGUAUAUUUCAUGAUUGUCAACAAAUCCUUUGAUUCAUAUCAAUAAUACUUUCUGACUUCCACAGCCUGCGGCUCUCAGCACCAUGGCCAUUGGUUCCUGAAGAUGUCUAUCUGAAAAAGAAACAACCCUUUUUUCAAAAGUUUGUUAUUUUCUGAAAACAGAUGUCCGCUGUAGUUUUUAAGGAAACUGUAUUGAAACAAGAGUAAAUGGCACAUUUACUCUUGUUUCUCUUGUUUAUUGAUGACUCUAAAUUGCCUGUAGGUGUGGAAGUGAGCGUGAAUGGUUGUCUGUCUGUCUGUGUCGGCCCUGCGAUAGUCUGGCAGCCUGUCCGGGCUGUACCCUGUCUUCGCCCAAUGUCAGCUGGGAUCGGCUCCAGUCCCCCUGUGACCCUUAAGUGGUUACGGAUGAUGGAUAGAAGCAGCAGAGCAGUGUAUGUGGACUAAAAAUAAACUACAGUGCACAUGUUCAUU
This is a messenger RNA of Anarrhichthys ocellatus (wolf-eel), 4328 nucleotides long. It is a transcript of the gene oprd1b, whose product is annotated as opioid receptor, delta 1b. Gene Ontology annotation, cellular component: neuron projection; plasma membrane. Gene Ontology annotation, molecular function: G protein-coupled enkephalin receptor activity; neuropeptide binding. Gene Ontology annotation, biological process: G protein-coupled opioid receptor signaling pathway; neuropeptide signaling pathway. Lineage: Eukaryota; Metazoa; Chordata; Actinopteri; Perciformes; Anarhichadidae. The coding region runs from base 187 to 1341 and encodes 384 amino acids. The record is from RefSeq and is a predicted model, not a curated record. The transcript has 3 exons.